This is a messenger RNA of Prosopis cineraria, 384 nucleotides long. RefSeq lists its product as uncharacterized. The transcript has a single exon. Bases 1 to 384 code for a protein of 127 amino acids. The record is from RefSeq and is a predicted model, not a curated record. NCBI's taxonomy places the organism in Eukaryota, Viridiplantae, Streptophyta, Magnoliopsida, Fabales, Fabaceae.
AUGGGAAUUGAGAGAUCAAUUAGAGCCAAGAAAUUGACUCCUAGAUUCAUUAGUCCAUUUAAAGUCUUAGAGAGAAUCGGGCUAGUUGCUUAUCAAAUUGCUUUACCUCUACAAUUGUUUAGGAUUCAUAGUGUAUUCCACGUGUCUCAACUCAAGAAGUAUCAAUCGGAUCCUUCCUAUGUGAUUGAGCCUGAAGAGGUGGAGCUACAAGAGAAUAUGACCUAUAGAGCAAAACUUGAGCGAAUAGUGGAUGUGAAGGAUAAUCAAUUGAAAAACAAGACUAUUCGAUUGGUGAAAGUAUUCUGGAAGGGUAUGACUCUUGGUGAUGCAACCUGGGAGAUAGAAGCUAAGAUGAGACAGCUAUACCCUCAUUUGUUCCCUUAG